AUGCAGAACUUAACAGUAGAACCAAACGAGCUGUUGCGACACCAGCAGCAUCGUUUUCAGUCGCAGCAGCGCGAUCAGUGCCGUAAGCCCGAGCCUAACGGCUCAAUUCCCGCCGCGGUUCCACAUCGCACCAACGGACGCCCGCUCUCCCUGCCACGUGUCUUCUCCGGCCGGCUGGAACACCUCAGCAUCCCGUCGUCCCCGAGUGCCACGUCAGCCAGUGGUCGGAGCCCCGCUCAGCUGUUGCGGGGGGAUGGCGCACCUCGUGCGGAUGGGGGCAGCGCGGACGAGGGGGGGUGGGCGGACGAACACGCGGGUUGCGCGGCCGGGUCGGGGCUAUGGCGCGCGCACGACCGAAGCUGGGAAAGGGGGAAGAGGCGCGGGGAGGAGGAAACGUGUCGACUCGCCGAGGGAACUACGGAGAACCUCAGUGGACGGGGAAAUAGCCAUGACGGCCAGGGAAGGGAAGCGAAUCAGCCCGAGGAUAGCGACGAUAGCGUUGACGAACACGACGUAGCUCGCGUUGACCGGCCCAACGAUGCUGCGCUAUCCGGCUGUGCCGAUGGUGGCGAUGUUGCCGCUGCUAUUGACGUGAGAAAUGGGAACAGCUGUAGCAGCGGCAGCUCCUGUGGUAACGACGUUACGCGCACCGACAUGGCUGGCGGCAAGGCGCCGGCGAUGAAUCGAGUGUUCGUCGACAGACUGGGGCAUUUAGCCAUCCCCUCGCCGCGCUUUCCCCCGGAUACUCCCGACUCCGCCUCCCAUCCCGCCCAGCGCGACACUCCCCUGACCACCUCCCCUUAUACCACGAUUUCCGCCUCCCCUUGCGUUUCCACCGCCGUCGCCGUCGCCGCGGUCGGCAAGGCGGUCGCCGCCACAAGCACCGCCUCCGCCGCUGCCGCCGUAGGCACGACGGCGUCCCCGUCGCUGCCGGCCCUCGUCUCCGCCUCUUCCACCCCCUCCUCGUCCCUUGCACCCACCCCCUCCGCUCCGCUCCCGCCUCCUCCCGUUCCCCACUCGCCUUCCACUCUCGCAUCCACAGACCCACGGGUCGUAUCCUCAGAUAACACCUGCCCAGAUGCUACCUCCCUCAAACUCGGCUGUUCGGAAACCGAUCCUAGUCAGCCUUCAUCCCAGCAAUCCGCGCCGUCUCCCAAGGACAACUCCGCAGUCAGCGGCGGAAGCGGCGGCGGCAAGGGCGCAUGCACGUGGGCGGAUCUAUCUCCGCUGCUGGCAAGCCCGCACCCGUUGAUGCAGCAGCUCGCGGAGUCGAGCCCUGGGAGCGGCGAAAGGGGAAGGGAGCGGAGCCAGGAGCGGCUGCUGGUGGCCAUGUCGUCACUAGCGCGGCUGAAAGAGGAGGAGCCAGCUGACGCAGCAGCAGCAGCAGCAGCAGCAACAGCAGCAGCAGCAGCAGCAGCAGCAGCAGCAGCAGCAGCAGCAGCAGCAGCAGCAGCAGCAGCAGCAGCAGCAGCAGCAGCAGCAGCAGCAGCAGCAGCAGCAGCAGCAGCAGCAGCAGCAGCAGCAGCAGCAGCAGCAGCAGCAGCAGCAGCAGCAGCAGCAGCAGCAGCAGCAGCAGCAGCAGCAGCAGCAGCAGCAGCAGCAGCAGCAGCAGCAGCAGCAGCAGCAGCAGCAGCAGCAGCAGCAGCAGCAGCAGCAGCAGCAGCAGCAGCAGCAGCAGCAGCAGCAGCAGCAGCAGCAGCAGCAGCAGCAGCAGCAGCAGCAGCAGCAGCAGCAGCAGCAGCAGCAGCAGCAGCAGCAGCAGCAGCAGCAGCAGCAGCAGCAGCAGCAGCAGCAGCAGCAGCAGCAGCAGCAGCAGCAGCAGCAGCAGCAGCAGCAGCAGCAGCAGCAGCAGCAGCAGCAGCAGCAGCAGCAGCAGCAGCAGCAGCAGCAGCAGCAGCAGCAGCAGCAGCAGCAGCAGCAGCAGCAGCAGCAGCAGCAGCAGCAGCAGCAGCAGCAGCAGCAGCAGCAGCAGCAGCAGCAGCAGCAGCAGCAGCAGCAGCAGCAGCAGCAGCAGCAGCAGCAGCAGCAGCAGCAGCAGCAGCAGCAGCAGCAGCAGCAGCAGCAGCAGCAGCAGCAGCAGCAGCAGCAGCAGCAGCAGCAGCAGCAGCAGCAGCAGCAGCAGCAGCAGCAGCAGCAGCAGCAGCAGCAGCAGCAGCAGCAGCAGCAGCAGCAGCAGCAGCAGCAGCAGCAGCAGCAGCAGCAGCAGCAGCAGCAGCAGCAGCAGCAGCAGCAGCAGCAGCAGCAGCAGCAGCAGCAGCAGCAGCAGCAGCAGCAGCAGCAGCAGCAGCAGCAGCAGCAGCAGCAGCAGCAGCAGCAGCAGCAGCAGCAGCAGCAGCAGCAGCAGCAGCAGCAGCAGCAGCAGCAGCAGCAGCAGCAGCAGCAGCAGCAGCAGCAGCAGCAGCAGCAGCAGCAGCAGCAGCAGCAGCAGCAGCAGCAGCAGCAGCAGCAGCAGCAGCAGCAGCAGCAGCAGCAGCAGCAGCAGCAGCAGCAGCAGCAGCAGCAGCAGCAGCAGCAGCAGCAGCAGCAGCAGCAGCAGCAGCAGCAGCAGCAGCAGCAGCAGCAGCAGCAGCAGCAGCAGCAGCAGCAGCAGCAGCAGCAGCAGCAGCAGCAGCAGCAGCAGCAGCAGCAGCAGCAGCAGCAGCAGCAGCAGCAGCAGCAGCAGCAGCAGCAGCAGCAGCAGCAGCAGCAGCAGCAGCAGCAGCAGCAGCAGCAGCAGCAGCAGCAGCAGCAGCAGCAGCAGCAGCAGCAGCAGCAGCAGCAGCAGCAGCAGCAGCAGCAGCAGCAGCAGCAGCAGCAGCAGCAGCAGCAGCAGCAGCAGCAGCAGCAGCAGCAGCAGCAGCAGCAGCAGCAGCAGCAGCAGCAGCAGCAGCAGCAGCAGCAGCAGCAGCAGCAGCAGCAGCAGCAGCAGCAGCAGCAGCAGCAGCAGCAGCAGCAGCAGCAGCAGCAGCAGCAGCAGCAGCAGCAGCAGCAGCAGCAGCAGCAGCAGCAGCAGCAGCAGCAGCAGCAGCAGCAGCAGCAGCAGCAGCAGCAGCAGCAGCAGCAGCAGCAGCAGCAGCAGCAGCAGCAGCAGCAGCAGCAGCAGCAGCAGCAGCAGCAGCAGCAGCAGCAGCAGCAGCAGCAGCAGCAGCAGCAGCAGCAGCAGCAGCAGCAGCAGCAGCAGCAGCAGCAGCAGCAGCAGCAGCAGCAGCAGCAGCAGCAGCAGCAGCAGCAGCAGCAGCAGCAGCAGCAGCAGCAGCAGCAGCAGCAGCAGCAGCAGCAGCAGCAGCAGCAGCAGCAGCAGCAGCAGCAGCAGCAGCAGCAGCAGCAGCAGCAGCAGCAGCAGCAGCAGCAGCAGCAGCAGCAGCAGCAGCAGCAGCAGCAGCAGCAGCAGCAGCAGCAGCAGCAGCAGCAGCAGCAGCAGCAGCAGCAGCAGCAGCAGCAGCAGCAGCAGCAGCAGCAGCAGCAGCAGCAGCAGCAGCAGCAGCAGCAGCAGCAGCAGCAGCAGCAGCAGCAGCAGCAGCAGCAGCAGCAGCAGCAGCAGCAGCAGCAGCAGCAGCAGCAGCAGCAGCAGCAGCAGCAGCAGCAGCAGCAGCAGCAGCAGCAGCAGCAGCAGCAGCAGCAGCAGCAGCAGCAGCAGCAGCAGCAGCAGCAGCAGCAGCAGCAGCAGCAGCAGCAGCAGCAGCAGCAGCAGCAGCAGCAGCAGCAGCAGCAGCAGCAGCAGCAGCAGCAGCAGCAGCAGCAGCAGCAGCAGCAGCAGCAGCAGCAGCAGCAGCAGCAGCAGCAGCAGCAGCAGCAGCAGCAGCAGCAGCAGCAGCAGCAGCAGCAGCAGCAGCAGCAGCAGCAGCAGCAGCAGCAGCAGCAGCAGCAGCAGCAGCAGCAGCAGCAGCAGCAGCAGCAGCAGCAGCAGCAGCAGCAGCAGCAGCAGCAGCAGCAGCAGCAGCAGCAGCAGCAGCAGCAGCAGCAGCAGCAGCAGCAGCAGCAGCAGCAGCAGCAGCAGCAGCAGCAGCAGCAGCAGCAGCAGCAGCAGCAGCAGCAGCAGCAGCAGCAGCAGCAGCAGCAGCAGCAGCAGCAGCAGCAGCAGCAGCAGCAGCAGCAGCAGCAGCAGCAGCAGCAGCAGCAGCAGCAGCAGCAGCAGCAGCAGCAGCAGCAGCAGCAGCAGCACAGCAGCAGCAGCAGCAGCAGCAGCAGCAGCAGCAGCAGCAGCAGCAGCAGCAGCAGCAGCAGCAGCAGCAGCAGCAGCAGCAGCAGCAGCAGCAGCAGCAGCAGCAGCAGCAGCAGCAGCAGCAGCAGCAGCAGCAGCAGCAGCAGCAGCAGCAGCAGCAGCAGCAGCAGCAGCAGCAGCAGCAGCAGCAGCAGCAGCAGCAGCAGCAGCAGCAGCAGCAGCAGCAGCAGCAGCAGCAGCAGCAGCAGCAGCAGCAGCAGCAGCAGCAGCAGCAGCAGCAGCAGCAGCAGCAGCAGCAGCAGCAGCAGCAGCAGCAGCAGCAGCAGCAGCAGCAGCAGCAGCAGCAGCAGCAGCAGCAGCAGCAGCAGCAGCAGCAGCAGCAGCAGCAGCAGCAGCAGCAGCAGCAGCAGCAGCAGCAGCAGCAGCAGCAGCAGCAGCAGCAGCAGCAGCAGCAGCAGCAGCAGCAGCAGCAGCAGCAGCAGCAGCAGCAGCAGCAGCAGCAGCAGCAGCAGCAGCAGCAGCAGCAGCAGCAGCAGCAGCAGCAGCAGCAGCAGCAGCAGCAGCAGCAGCAGCAGCAGCAGCAGCAGCAGCAGCAGCAGCAGCAGCAGCAGCAGCAGCAGCAGCAGCAGCAGCAGCAGCAGCAGCAGCAGCAGCAGCAGCAGCAGCAGCAGCAGCAGCAGCAGCAGCAGCAGCAGCAGCAGCAGCAGCAGCAGCAGCAGCAGCAGCAGCAGCAGCAGCAGCAGCAGCAGCAGCAGCAGCAGCAGCAGCAGCAGCAGCAGCAGCAGCAGCAGCAGCAGCAGCAGCAGCAGCAGCAGCAGCAGCAGCAGCAGCAGCAGCAGCAGCAGCAGCAGCAGCAGCAGCAGCAGCAGCAGCAGCAGCAGCAGCAGCAGCAGCAGCAGCAGCAGCAGCAGCAGCAGCAGCAGCAGCAGCAGCAGCAGCCAGCAGCAGCGCAGCAGCAGCAUCAGCAGCAGCAGCAGCAGCAGCAGCAGCAGCAGCAGCAGCAGCAGCAGCAGCAGCAGCAGCAGCAGCAGCAGCAAGCAGCAGCAGCAGCAGCAGCAGCAGCAGGCAGCAGCAGCAGCAGCAGCAGCAAGCAGCAGCAGCAGCAGCAGCAGCAGCAGCAGCAGCAGCAGCAGAGCAGCAGCAGCAGCAGCAGCAGCCAGCAGCAGCAGCAGCAGCAGCCAGCAGCAGCACAGCAGCAGCAGCAGCAGCAGCAGCAGCAGCAGCAGCAGCAGCAGCAGCAGCAGCAGCAGCAGCAGCAGCAGCAGCAGCAGCAGCAGCAGCAGCAGCAGCAGCAGCAGCAGCAGACGCUGACUCAGGCGCAGCAGCAGCAGCAGCGGCAACAGGCGCAGCAGCAGCAGCGGCAUGUGGAUCAGCAGCAGGUGCAGCAACUAGUGCGAGAGCAGGAGCAUGAACGGGUUCAAGGUGGAGGGAGUGGCGGGGGGGAGCGGGGCCAAGACACAGCACAUGCGCUCUCAGCUGCUGCAGCUGCUGCAGUGCAGACACCAGCAGCAGUGGUUGCAUCACAAAUAUCAGCAUCAGCAUCAGGACCCAUGAAAGGAAUACCAGUAGCAGCAAGCCUGGCCAACGGCAUGGGGUCGAAUGCACCGGAGCCAAAGGGAUCCAUGUCUGUGCCACAGGGGCUGGACCGGCAAGGUGUAGUAGGGCGGGCAGGAGCAGGGGCAGCAGGGCGAACAGGGGCAGCAGAGAGAGUUGGGGGCGCAUGGAGGGGAGGUACAGGAGCAGCAGGGCGGGCAGGCACAGGAGCAGGAGCAAGGGGAAGGAGUCGCAGUGUGUCCCCGGCAUCCCGUCGCAGCAGAGUGGAUGAGAGGGAGUUUGAGCUGGCCUUCUCACACCUGCAGGUGUCCUGGACCAAGGGGUAG
Messenger RNA from Closterium sp. NIES-65, 6021 nucleotides. The record is from the annotation of a GenBank genome assembly. Lineage: Eukaryota; Viridiplantae; Streptophyta; Zygnematophyceae; Desmidiales; Closteriaceae.